AUGGCGGCGGGCGGCGGCGGCGGCGGGAGCGCCGGCGGCGGCUGCGGCGUCGCCCCGCUCUCCCCGGGCCCGUUCCUGCCGCCGCUGCUGCUGCUGCUGGCGCUGCCCGGCGGCGCCGUGCCCGCGGCCGACACCGUGGUGCUGGGGCUGCGCCUGGAGGAGAGCACGAAGCCCGCGGCGGCGGCGGCGGCGGGGGCGGCCCGCGGGCCCAUCCGCCUCACGGAGGGCAGCGAGGCCCUGCUGCGGCUCUACGGGCUGGGGCUGGGCCCGCGGGCCGCCGAGCGCGUGGCCUUCGCCGAGCUGCGGCCGGGCGGCAACGCCUCGAGCGGCAACGCCACGUGCCAGGAGCGCUCGCAGGACCUGGUGGUGCGGCCGGGCCCCGCCGAGCCCCGCGACACCUCGGCGCUGCUGCGGGUGCGGGUGCAGCCGCUGCGCAAGGACGAGCGGGCCAAGACCUACGUGCUGUGCUCGCAGCGCCGGCCCGGCCAGCCCUGGCUGCCGCACCAGGGGCCCGACGGGCACGUGCUGGUGCUGGAGGAGAAGAAGUCGCUGCUGCCGCUGUGGCUGCAGGUGAUCCUGAUCGCGGGGCUGCUGGUGCUGUCGGGGAUGUUCAGCGGGCUCAACCUGGGCCUGAUGGCGCUGGACCCCAUGGAGCUGCGCAUCGUGCAGAACUGCGGCACCGACAAGGAGAAGCGCUACGCGCGCAGGAUCGAGCCCAUCCGCAGGAAAGGGAACUACCUGCUGUGCUCGCUGCUGCUGGGCAACGUGCUGGUCAACACCACGCUCACCAUCCUGCUGGACGACCUGACGGGCUCCGGCAUCGGCGCCGUGGUGGCCUCCACCGUCGGCAUCGUCAUCUUCGGAGAGAUCGUGCCGCAGGCGCUCUGCUCCCGGCACGGGCUGGCCGUGGGCGCCAACACCAUCGUGGUCACCAAGUUCUUCAUGCUGGUGACGUUCCCGCUGUCCUACCCCAUCAGCAAGCUGCUGGACUGCGUCCUGGGCCAGGAGAUCGGCACCGUCUACAACCGGGAGAAGCUGGUGGAGAUGCUGAAGGUGACGGAGCCCUACAACGACCUGGUGAGGGAGGAGCUCAACAUGAUCCAGGGAGCGCUGGAGCUGCGCACCAAGACGGUGGAGGACGUGAUGACCCCGCUGCAGAACUGCUUCAUGAUCAACAGCGACGCCAUCCUGGACUUCAACACCAUGUCCGAGAUCAUGGAGAGCGGCUACACGCGCAUCCCGGUCUACGAGGACGAGAGGUCCAACAUCAUGGACAUCCUCUACGUCAAGGACCUGGCCUUCGUGGACCCCGACGACUGCACGCCCCUCAAGACCAUCACCAAGUUCUACAACCACCCCGUGCACGUCGUCUUCCACGACACCAAGCUGGACGCCAUGCUGGAGGAGUUCAAAAAGGGGAAAUCCCACCUGGCCAUCGUGCAGAAGGUGAACAACGAGGGCGAGGGCGACCCCUUCUACGAGGUGCUGGGGCUGGUGACGCUGGAGGACGUCAUCGAGGAGAUCAUCAAGUCGGAGAUCCUGGACGAGUCCGACACCUACAUUGACAACCGCAGCAGGAAGAAGGUUUGCAACCAGAAGAACCGCCGGGACUUCUCGGCCUUCAAGGACCCCGACAACGAGCUGAAGGUCAAGGUGUCGCCUCAGCUGCUGCUGGCCGCCCACCGCUUCCUGUCCACCGAGGUGACGCUCUUCACCCCCAGCUACAUCUCGGAGAAGAUCCUGCUGCGGCUCCUCAAGUACUCGGACGUCAUCCAGGAGCUGAAGUUCGACGAGGAGAACAAGAAAUCCCCGCGGCACUUCCUGUACUGCAAGAACAAGGCAGCGGAUUAUUUCAUCCUCAUCCUGCAGGGCAAGGUGGAGGUGGAGGCUGGCAAGGAGUGCAUGAAGUUCGAGGCGGGGGCGUUCUCCUACUACGGGGUGAUGGCGCUGAGCCCCCCUGCUGGAGCUGAGCCGCGCUCGCCGUCGCACGGGAGCGGCCUGAACCGCUCGGCCUCGCUGAGCUGCCACGAGCGCUCCGACUCGGGCUCGUCGCCGGCCAGCGGCAGCAACAACCAGCUGGGCGCGGGCGGCGCGCAGUACGUGGCCGACUUCAGCGUGCGCGCCCUCAGCGACCUGCAGUUCGUCAAGAUCACGCGGCAGGAGUACCAGAACGGCCUGCUGGCCUCGCGCAUGGACAGCUGUCCCCAGUCCCCCGACAGCAACGCUCCGCGGCCGGAGCCGGGCGUCCCGGACAGAGCGGAGCCGCCGGCGCCGGCCGACGAGACCACGAGCUUGCUCAACGAGAGGAACUGCCUGAGCCGCCGGAGCAACCACAGCGGCCUGGAGAAUUCCAUCUGAGCCCGGCGCGCGCCCGCUGCGCCCACCCGCUCCCGGCAGGAGCCGCAGCGGCGCCGGGUGAGCCGGGAUCGGCUGGGAUCGGCCGGGAUCUGCUGGGAUCUGCUGGGAUCCGCCGGGAUCUGCUGGGAUCCGCCGGGAUCCGCCGCCGCCGCCGCUGCUUUUCCGGGCUGGCUCCUUCUGGCAUCGACGGAAGCGGCGCGGGCGACGCCAUCUCCGCCGGCACGGCGCCGACGGCUCAGGGAGCUUCGGGUCCCGGUCUGCCCCACCUGGGGACCCGGGCGGGGCGGGGACCCCAAACCUGCCAGGGGACCCGGGGCGGGGACCCCAAACCUGCCAGGGGACCCGGGGCGGGGACCCCAAACCUGCCAGGGGACCCGGGGCGGGGACCCCAAACCUGCCAGGGGACCCGGGGCGGGGAUCCCAAUCCUAGAGGAGAUCUGGGGCGGGGACCCCAAACCUGCCAGGGGGCCCAGGAUGGGCAUCUCAAUCCUACAGGAGAUCCAGGAUGGACACCCCAAACCUGCCAGGGGACCCGGGGUGGGGACCCCAGUCCUAGAGGAGAUCCGGGAUGGGCACCCCAAACCUGCCAGGACCCUGGGAUGGGCACCCCAAACCUGCCAGGAGAUCCGGGAUGGGCACCUCAACCCUGCCAGGGGACCCGAGAUGGGCACCCCAGUCCUGCCAGGACCCUGGGAUGGGCCUCCCAACCUUUCCAAGGUCCAUCCCAACCCCUCCGGGACCCCUGGGAUGGGAAUCCCGUCCCUUUCGGGAUCCCUGGGAUGGGAAUCCUGUUCCUUUUGGGACCCCUGGGAUGGGAAUCCCAUCCCUUUUGGGAUCCCUGGGAUGGGAAUCCUGUUCCUUUUGGGAUCCCUGGGAUGGGAAUCCUGUUCCUUUCGGGCCCUGGGAUGGGAAUCCCGUCCCUUUUGGGAUCCCUGGGAUGGGAAUCCCGUCCCUUUUGGGAUCCCUGGGAUGGGAAUCCCAUUCCUUUUGGGAUCCCUGGGAUGGGAAUCCCAUUCCUUUUGGGAUCCCUGGGAUGGGAAUCCCAUUCCUUUCAGGACCCCUGGGAUGGGAAUCCUGUCCCUUUUGGGAUCCCUGGGAUGGGAAUCCCGUUCCUUUUGGGAUCCCUGGGAUGGGAAUCCUGUUCCUUUCGGGAUCCCUGGGAUGGGAAUCCCGUUCCUUUUGGGAUCCCUGGGAUGGGAAUCCCGGUCGCUCAGAGCUCCGACACCAUUUGGGGAUGGAAUUUCCAUCCCUGUGGGGUCUCCUGCUCCACUUGGGGGUAUCCUGGGACGGGAAUCCCGACCCCUCUCCGGUGUUUUUGGGGUCCCCAGGAUAAGUCCUGACCCCUCUCCGGUGUUUUUGGGGUUCCUGGGAUAACUCCCAACCCCUCUCCGGUGUUUUUGGGGUUCCUGGGAUAACUCCCGACCCCUCUCCGGUGUUUUUGGGGUUCCCGGGAUAACUCCCGACCCCUCUCCGGUGUUUUUGGGGUGCCCAGGAUAACUCCUGCCCCCUCUCCGGUGUUUUUGGGGUCCCCAGGAUAACUCCCGACCCCUCUCCGGUGUUUUUGGGGUCCCCAGGAUAAGUCCUGACCCCUCUCUGGUGUUUUUGGGGUUCCUGGGAUAAUUCCUGCCCCCUCUCCGGUGUUUUUGGGGUUCCCAGGAUAACUCCCGACCCCUCUCCGGUGUUUUUGGGGUCCCCAGGAUAACUCCCAGCCCUUUCCCCGUGCCCUCCCCCCUUUCCCCGCUGGCCCGGGGGGUUCCGGGGGACACGGGGACAAAGUUGGGGACCCUCAGAGUUCUGGGGACGCCCCAAAUCCCGGCGGGGUCUCGGGGCUCUGGGUUUUGGGGUGACGCAGCGCUAGUGACCAAAGUUGUACAGGCAGGAGGGGGCUGAGGGUCCCCCCGAGCCCCCCGGGACCCCCCGA
Molecule: messenger RNA, 4279 nt
Organism: Hirundo rustica (Barn swallow)
Lineage: Eukaryota; Metazoa; Chordata; Aves; Passeriformes; Hirundinidae
Gene: CNNM4
Product: cyclin and CBS domain divalent metal cation transport mediator 4
Exons: 7
Coding region: 1-2358 (785 amino acids)
Biological process (GO): magnesium ion transport; magnesium ion homeostasis
Cellular component (GO): plasma membrane
Molecular function (GO): sodium ion transmembrane transporter activity; magnesium ion transmembrane transporter activity
Source: RefSeq, a predicted model, not a curated record